Sipha flava (yellow sugarcane aphid) is the source of this 786-nucleotide messenger RNA. RefSeq lists its product as uncharacterized. The record is from RefSeq and is a predicted model, not a curated record. The transcript is spliced from 2 exons. The coding region runs from base 1 to 786 and encodes 261 amino acids. NCBI's taxonomy places the organism in Eukaryota, Metazoa, Arthropoda, Insecta, Hemiptera, Aphididae.
AUGAAUAAUGGAAAAUGUAGUAAGAAAUACCCUCACAAAUCGGUCAAGGAUACUCAAACUGGAGAUGAUGGUUAUCCGACUUACCGACGGAGAUCACCAGAUGAUGGAGGUUAUACUGCAAUAUUAAAAGUUCGUGGUCAAACAGAAAUCGUGGAUGACAACCGAUCAGAUAGAGCUACUUUUUCUUCUGUUUAUCAUGAAAACGAUGAGAUUACAAAUUAUUUGAAUGGUCGAUACAUAUGUACUACUGAAGCGUUUUGGAGAAUUUUCAAUUUUGAAAUCCAUGAUAGAAAUCCGACAGUUCAGCACUUGGCUGUUCAUCUAGAAAAUGGACAGCGUGUUUUCUUUAACGCUAAUAAUCUUCAUCAAGUUAUUGAAAAUCCAAGAAAAACGACACUAACUGCAUUUUUUGAACUGUGUUCACAUGAUGAUUUUGCGAAAACACUGUUCUAUCAUGAAGUUUCUUCUUAUUAUACCUGGGAUGAUAGCAGAGGCUGGUUAAAGAGAAGACGGGAAAAAGAUGUUCCAGGUUGGCCAGGAAUAAAAAUGGACACUACCAUUGGUAGAAUUUACACGAUUCACCCAAAUCAAAGUGAGUGCUUCCAUUUAAGAUUGUUACUAAAUUAUGUACAAGGUCUUACUUCAUUUGAAAGCUUGAAGUCCUUUGAUGGAGUCAUUCAUGCGACUUUUAAAGCUAUCUGUUUUACUCUUGGGCUUUUAGAAAAUGACGAGCAAAGGAAAAAUGCUCUAGCGAAGGCAACUCUUUCAGAAAGUCCUUCAAAUUAA